Molecule: messenger RNA, 1362 nt
Organism: Adineta ricciae
Lineage: Eukaryota; Metazoa; Rotifera; Eurotatoria; Adinetida; Adinetidae
Source: the annotation of a GenBank genome assembly
AUGGCAUACCAAGUUUUGUUAGGACUACUGAUGUUUGCGAUAGGAUCAAGUUCACAAGAUUUCCGUUCGAUACGAUUUUCUAAAGUAAACGAUAAGUUAUAUCAAUGCAACGAUGCAUGCUGUUCACCUUCGACGUCAGUCACUGUUUCCACGAGUCGAUAUUGUGAAAUCGCUUGCCUAGCGACUAACACAUGUCGCACAGCAACAUACAUGCCAUCUAAUAACAUAUGUCAGUUGUUUUCUGAUAGGCUAACGACUCGUGGAGUUAUGUCAACGGUGACUGGUGUGCAGAGUAUGACUGUUAUCGAUGACAGAUCAACAGAUGCGGGUAACAGUGCUACGUAUGUUAGCGGGAGUUCUAUACGAACGGGUAGCGGCCCUAGUGGAUUAGCUGUAAUGGAUAUUAAUUCUGAUAAUAAAGCAGACGUGGUUAUUACGAACUUUAUGGGCAAUAACGUGAUGGUUUUUUGUAAUGAUGGCGCAGGCAAUUUUCCUCAUUCGACUAGUUAUUCAGUGGGCCCGUAUCCAAACUGCGUGGCACUCGGUGAUUUGGAUGGCGAUGGACAACCAGAUAUUGUUGUUAUGAAUCAGGCUUCCACCAAUAUUAGUGUGCUCCUCAAUGUUGGUCAGUGCACAUUUGUCUAUCAAGCUUCUUAUGCUAGCUAUUCGGAUUCUACAUCGAUUGUAAUUGUCGACAUCAAUCAUGAUAAUAAAAAUGAUGUUGUUGUGGCAAAUAUGAAUAAGAACAGUGUUGGUGUCUUGCUCAAUAUGGGGAAUGGUCUGCUGGCUUCACAAGUAACGUACCCAACUGGUAGUCAACCGAAAACUGUAGCAGUGGCAGAUGUAAACAACGAUCAUUUACUAGAUAUUAUCGUUACCAAUCAAAAUUCGGCCAAUAUCGGCGUCCUUCUGAACAAUGGCGACGGUACUUUCUCUUCGCAAGUUACCUAUGCGACAGGCAGUAGUCCAACUGCAGUUGCUGCCGUUGAUAUUAACUCCAAUGGUCAAAUCGACAUUAUCGUUACAAAUUCAGGAUCAAAUAGUAUUAGUACUUUUUUCAAUAAUGGCAACGGUUUAUUUCCCAAUCAGAUCAUUUAUCCAACAAACUCGUCUCCAUCUGCACUGGCUGUCGUAGAUAUCAAUAAUGAUAAUAGUUCGGAUAUUAUUGUCGUAUAUACGAAUACAAACAGCGUUGGUAUUUUUCUCAACAGUGGUAAUGGCACUUUUCUCAAUGAAAUCAUCUAUCCAACUGGUGCCGUUCCAUUUUUAGUAGUGGUAAUCGACAUUAAUGGCGAUGGAAAACCAGAAAUUCUUACAUUAGAUCGUGGGUCAACUGACGUCCGUAUUCUGAGACACUGUUAA